This is a messenger RNA of Engraulis encrasicolus (European anchovy), 1791 nucleotides long. It is a transcript of the gene psme3, whose product is annotated as proteasome activator subunit 3. Lineage: Eukaryota; Metazoa; Chordata; Actinopteri; Clupeiformes; Engraulidae. The transcript has 11 exons. Gene Ontology annotation, biological process: positive regulation of endopeptidase activity; regulation of proteasomal protein catabolic process; regulation of G1/S transition of mitotic cell cycle. Gene Ontology annotation, cellular component: cytoplasm; proteasome activator complex; nucleoplasm. Gene Ontology annotation, molecular function: endopeptidase activator activity. The coding region runs from base 125 to 895 and encodes 256 amino acids. The record is from RefSeq and is a predicted model, not a curated record.
GUGUGCCAUAAUCCACGUGCUGGAAGUCGCAGGUUAUUGACGUCAUUCCAUUUGCCAGGCAGCAAAAAGAAAACCACGCAUCCAGUUUUUGGGAUACCACAGAAGUGAUCUGACAAACCAAAUAAUGUCUUCGCUCAUUAAAGUAGACAAUGAAGUCAAAGGCAAGGUGGAUGCAUUCAGAGCACAGAUAACCGCUGAGGCUGAAGAGCUGGUUGCAGCCUUUUUCCCCAAGAAGCUACUAGAACUUGACAGCUUCCUGAAGGAACCUAUUUUAAACGUCCAAAACCUGAAGGAUAUUCAAUCGGAGAUCAACUUGAUUGUACCCGACCCUAUCAGUUUCACCAAUAGCCAUGAUGGUGUGGAUGUGGCAAAUGCCAAAAAGAGAAAACUUGAAGAUGGAAUUGGAGAUGAUAAUAUUCCAGGGCCCAAAAGCCUAGCUGUGCCAGGGGGCAUGCUGAAAUGUAACGGUCGGCUGGUGGACCUCAUAGAACGAGUGAAGCCAGAGAUUCACACCCUCAUUGAGAAGUGCAAUACUGUGAAAAUGUGGGUUCAGUUGCUCAUUCCUCGGAUAGAAGAUGGCAACAACUUUGGCGUUUCCAUUCAGGAAGAGACUGUGGCCGAAUUAAGAACUGUGGAAGGAGAAGCUGCCUCCUAUUUGGAUCAGAUCUCCAGAUACUACAUCACCAGGGCAAAGCUGGUUUCGAAAAUUGCAAAAUAUCCACAUGUGGAGGACUAUCAGCGCACCGUGUCAGAAAUUGAUGAGAAACAGUAUAUCAGCCUUAAGAUAAUCGUAUCAGAACUGCGAAAUCAAUAUGUGACUCUGCACGACAUGAUCCUGAAGAACAUCGAGAAGAUCAAGAGGCCAAGAAGCAGCAACACUGACGCCCUCUACUGACCUCCCUGUGCUAUGGCAGCAGCGUUUGGUUCCGUGGGGAGCUCGCUCUGCUCCCUGGGUGGGGGUUCUCCACUCGAUUGGAUUCAGCUCACCUCUUUUCAACUGGUGGGCGACGUGAAACCAAGCAAGAGCCAAACACACCGAUGACGCUGGGGCUGCUCGAACACACACACACACACACACACACACACACACACACACACACACACACACACACACACACACACACACACACACGUUUCCUCAUUAUCUCUAAAUGUAAACUGUUGAACUGGAUUACCGGAUGGAACUUAAACUGCUGGAUCUCUCUUGGAUCAAGCUGGCUUGAACAGGACUUUAUAAAGUAGCACCCCCCUCUUGUAUAAGAGGAUGCAUAACCGGAUUUAUUUUCCGUCUUUGAAAUUGUCGCCCUGUAUGUGUUGGGUCAUUGUGUAGGAAUGGACUGGUCAACGUUUUAUUUAAUGUUUUUUGUUUUGUUACUUUUAUUGGUUAUCUUUUUAUUUGUGUGUUGGUGCUCAAAUGGUAUGUACGUAUACAUUUUGAGUGUCCGUGUGCAUGUGUAUGUGAGUCUUAUAAGUGAACGUGUGGGUGAACAUGUGCAUGUGUUUUGCACAUGCAUUUCAGAACCUGACCAUGUGCUUGUAUUAAUUGUCAACGUGUGCUUAAAAAAAGGAGUAUUUCAAAGCUGAUGAACUGUGUGAGUAGGGGGCUGUACAUGUAGUGGUGAUGCCACACAACAACAGUACGAUGUGUCUGUCUCUGAUGACCUGAUGUCAUUCUCACUUAAAAUGAGGAAAAAUGAAUGUUAUUCUUUUUUUUCCCUGUUAGAGGGAACAGUAUGGUUUUUGUUUUAAGAUUUAAGAAUUAUUUUGCAUAAUAAAAGUAUUUUAUGAUGA